AUGAGUGGGAUCACAGGGGACCUGGGUAGGCUCCAGGGAUGUUUCAGGAGGGAGGCAGGUCAAGGCUCCUGUGAUGCAGGAGAUGAGGAAGCAGCCAAGGCAGAGCAAACUGGGCAAGCCCUCAUCAGCCACCUGGAAGCCCACGUUGAUGCUCAGGAGAAGUUCUCAGCCACCUGCCAGCUGGAAGGCGAGGAGCAGCCGGCCAAGCCCGCAGCACCUCUGCUGCCUCCUCCCCGGAGCUGCUGGGCGCUCAGGAGCCUGUGGCAGAGCUUGUACCACAACAUCCACUUUUCCCUGGAGUCAUUAUGAAAGGGUGACAUGAAAGAGCUCAAAGGGGAGUUCAAGAAGCCUUUUGAGAAGGCCUGCAGAGACUAUGAGAGCAAACUCUCCCAGAUGGAGAAGAAGAAGCAGGAGCUGGCCAGGCAGCAGGGCAUGGUGAAGCCCAGGCAGGAGGAGGAGAAACAGCAGCUCUGCUCCCUCCGGGAUCAGCUGAAGGUGACGUUGCAGCUGGAGCAGAAAGAGGACCCUGGGAAUAGGCCAGCAGGGAACAACAUGCACCAGCUGCCAGGGAACAGGCAGUAUGGCACAGAGAAGUCGGGGACCCUCUUGAAGAAAAGCAAUGGGUUCAGAAAGGUCUGGCAGAGGAGAAAGUGCACCAUCAGUAAUGGCUACCUGACCAUCUCCCACAGCAUGCUCAACCGCCCACCAGCCAAGCUGAACUUACUGACCUGCCAGGUGAAGCCCAGCAUGGAUGACAAGAAAAGCUUCCACGUGGUUUCCCACAAUCGCACCUUCCGCUUCCUGGCAGAGGACGAGCAGGACUGUGUCAUCUGGGUGUCUGUCCUCAUCAACAGCAGGGAGGAGGCCCUGAAUGUGAACUUCAGCAGGGCCCAGGGCAGAGGGGAGAGCAGCCAGGAGGAGCUGUGCCAGGCCAUCAUCCAGGAGGUCAGAGGGAUGCCCGGGAACAGGGAGUGCUGUGACUGCUCAGCCCCAGAUCCUGCUUGGCUUUCUGUUAACCUGGGCAUCCUGGUCUGCAUUGAGUGCUCUGGAGUUCACAGACAGAUGGGUCUGCAUCGUUCCCGCAUCCAGUCGCUGUCCCUGGACAAGCUGGCAACCUCAGAACUGCUGCUGGCGAGGAACAUCAGCAACUCUGGCUUCAACAGUGUCAUGGAAGCAAAUCUCCCCAGCCUCUCCCUGAAGCCCACAGUGCACAGUGACAUGGCCUUUCGGAAAGAUUUCAUCAUUUCCAAGUAUAUUGAGAAGAAAUAUGCCAAGAGGAGCCCUGCUGCUCAGUGGUCCUGCCUGCCAGAAGCUGUCCAGGACAAGGACAUCUUCCCUUUGCUCCAAGCGUACGUGGGGGGCGCGGAUCUGAGCGCGGCGGUGCCGGCACCGCUGCAGGAACCUGGAGAGACCCUUCUCCACCUGGCAGUGCUGCUGUCUGAUCGAACCUCUUUGCAUGUCGUUGAUUUUCUUGUCCAGCACGGCAGGAGCCUGGCAACGCAGACAGCAGAGGGGAACACACCACUGCACUACUGCUGCUCCCACAACAAACCCCAGUGUGUCAAACUGCUGCUGAAGGCCAAAGCCAACAUCUUCAUCACCAACGAGGCAGGAGAGACAGCCCUGGAUGUGGCCAGGAGGAUGAGACAUCCCCUGUGUGAAGAGCUGCUGCUGCAGGCCCAGAGCAACCAGUUCAACCCCAACGUCCACGUGGAAUAUGAGUGGUGGCUGAGCCAAGAUGACAUGUAUGAGAGUGAUGAAGACCUGGACGAGAAGCUGGGUCCUGUGCAGAGGGGUCCUGCCCCCCAGAGCUGCU
Chaetura pelagica (chimney swift) is the source of this 1816-nucleotide messenger RNA. Its product is annotated as arf-GAP with SH3 domain, ANK repeat and PH domain-containing protein 1-like. Lineage: Eukaryota; Metazoa; Chordata; Aves; Apodiformes; Apodidae. The annotation marks the transcript as partial. The transcript is spliced from 20 exons. Gene Ontology annotation, biological process: positive regulation of GTPase activity. The record is from RefSeq and is a predicted model, not a curated record. Gene Ontology annotation, molecular function: protein binding; GTPase activator activity.